Pocillopora verrucosa is the source of this 1277-nucleotide messenger RNA. RefSeq lists its product as uncharacterized. The record is from RefSeq and is a predicted model, not a curated record. Lineage: Eukaryota; Metazoa; Cnidaria; Anthozoa; Scleractinia; Pocilloporidae.
CCUCACGCGAAGUGGAAAGGUUUAAUUAAGAAUGCAAAGUUCAAGUAGAAUUCCGCGACGAGUUGGCGGUGAUCGAGACAGUGAAUCAUCGAAUACGGAAGCAGAAAACGAUGGAAAGGGAAGGGAACGGAAAAUAUCUCUAACGGAUCAGGGGAAAGCAGCGAAGCUACUGAGGCAGAGGUUAGCCUUCGCGUUGGCGACCAACACAAAACUGAAAUCGGAUUCUAGUAAUAGCGAAUCUGAUCAAGAAAUAUCUGGUAAAGAUUUGAAAACGAGAAGGGAAAGAAAGACGGCUUUCAUACCGCGAAAAAACUCGCAAGGUCCUCAACAAACCGCGAUAAAACCGCCACGACCACCACUAACAGAUGGCGGCGGUAUUCCAUCCAAUGUCGUCAAAAGUCAAAAUUAUUCAGCGAUGAAUUUCUCCCUGAGAAGUGGCGUUCCAUUUGAAAACAAUGCUCAAGUGAAAACUUCGAUAACGAAUUUACCAUUUCCAAGUCGAAAAGAAAGAGAGGGGAUUUCAUCUUCGGCAAAUGAUAAAGUUGUUUCCGAGGAUGUAAUUGAUACGAGACGGUCACGAGUUCCGCCUAGCCACGACGACUCACCACGGAACAGUCACGGAAAAGCCACGAAAAAGUCCGAAGACAGUACCUCUUCAACCCAUUACAGUCUCGAUGUCAUCUACGUUAUAGAGAGUGAAUUAGUCAAACUGAAGGAAGACAUGCAUCAAACGACGGAAUAUUUCCAAGAAAUGAACGUGUCAACUCUUCAAGUGAAAAAGAAACUUGAAGAAUUAAGGGAACUAAGAACCAAUUCUGUGAUCUAGCAGUUUUCAAUUCUAACCCUAGAUGACCUGUAGCAAAUAUCUUAUUCCGAACGUUAUUCAGAUGGGGAGAUGAGAAAUAUUAGGAGUAUCUUAAAUUGCUACCACUUCCUUGCUAUGAUAAGUGUGAGCCUACAAUUUAUGACAGCUUUAAAAUGAAUUUACAUCCUAUACUAAGAUGCAUUAAUUUGUAUAUAACUUAUUAUUUAUUUUUACCACGCUGUACAACUCAGAAACUUUAUUCCGCGCUCCCCGACGGUUACACACACAGAAUAAUGUAUCAAACUAACGUGUAAACUUGAGCGAAAAAGCAAUGGUCUGAGUAAAAAAAGAAAAAGAGUUUUGUCCAAUCACUAGAUUAAUUAACAAUUCCUGUGAUUUAGAACGCAAUUCACACAACAACCGUCAAAUAAAUUCGUUAUUGCAACACUUAACUCCGUUUACAACAGCAUAG